AUGAAGAGCCUACCUGCUGGCUACGUCCUGAUGUACAGAAACCGCAGCAACACCGCCAACCGCACCGGAGAUCUGCACGUCUGGGGCCAUCCUUCGGGUAUUUACUUCAACUCUGCUGCAAAGUUUGUUAAGCAUCUGAAGUGGCUUAUCGAAGGGCGUGUAGGAGAUUGCGAGUGUUCUCCUUGCAAGGGUGAGCGUUGA
Aureobasidium musti is the source of this 201-nucleotide messenger RNA. The record is from the annotation of a GenBank genome assembly. NCBI's taxonomy places the organism in Eukaryota, Fungi, Ascomycota, Dothideomycetes, Dothideales, Saccotheciaceae.